AUGACUAGAUUAGAUCUCACCGACUCAUACUUGCACGAGCAGAGAUACCUAGCGGAAUCACAAAGCAUUCACAGGAGGAAGUCUGUCCCAGAUAUUUUCGAAUCGAGUCUUCGCAAAAAAACGUCUCCUCCAUCGACCUCCUCAUCCACACAAGUCAUGUCGUCACCUCAGAGAGAGGCCUUCAGUGCCCCUUCGUCGAUCGCUGCUGCUGCCCAUGGUCACAUCACCAGCAAGUCUUUGGGUGUCAAGUACAACUGUGCUCAGUGCGGUGCCUCUUUUUCUUUGGGCAAGAGCGAUGCCAUCAGAUGUAAGGAGUGUGGCCACAGAGUCAUUUACAAGGCCAGAACCAGAAGAAUGGUUCAGUUCGAGGCCCGCUAG
Molecule: messenger RNA, 378 nt
Organism: Candidozyma duobushaemuli
Lineage: Eukaryota; Fungi; Ascomycota; Pichiomycetes; Serinales; Metschnikowiaceae
Gene: RPC10
Product: DNA-directed RNA polymerase core subunit
Exons: 3
Coding region: 1-378 (125 amino acids)
Biological process (GO): DNA-templated transcription
Cellular component (GO): RNA polymerase III complex; RNA polymerase I complex; RNA polymerase II, core complex
Molecular function (GO): zinc ion binding; DNA-directed RNA polymerase activity; DNA binding
Source: RefSeq, a predicted model, not a curated record